Messenger RNA from Knipowitschia caucasica, 2427 nucleotides. The record is from the annotation of a GenBank genome assembly. Lineage: Eukaryota; Metazoa; Chordata; Actinopteri; Gobiiformes; Gobiidae.
AUGAAAUGCAAACACAAUGGAGCCAAUGAAGAGCACUGGUUUGUGCCGGACUUAAAGUACUACAUCGGACCUGCUUCUAUACAGUGUAAGUUGGACGCCUUCAUCUACGACGCAGCCGUGCUCAACUACAUGGCGGGCCGGGACGACGGCUGUAAGCUGGUGACCAUUGGCAGUGGAUAUAUCUUCGCCACCACGGGCUACGGCAUCGCGCUACAGAAGGGCUCCUACUGGAAGAGGCACGUGGACCUGGCUAUACUCGGCAUCAUUGGGGACGGUGAGAUGGAGGAGCUGGAGGCGCAGUGGCUGACCGGCAUCUGCCACAACGAGAAGAAUGAGGUGAUGUCGAGCCAGCUGGACAUUGACAACAUGGCUGGGGUCUUCUACAUGCUGGCCACCGCCAUGGGCCUGGCCAUCCUCACCUUCAUAUCUGAGCACCUGUUCUACUGGAGGCUGCGUUACUGUUUCACUGGGGUGUGCACUGGGCAGCCUGGCCUGCUCUUCACCAUCAGUAGGGGCAUCUGGAGCUGUAUCCAUGGUGUGCAUAUCGAUAUGAAGAAGAAGUCUCCAGAGCUGGACUUCAGUCCCCAGGCCAACAUGCUGCACCUGCUCAAGUCGGCCAAAUCCAUGGCCCUGUCGUCACCCAAGCGCAACACUGUGAUGCUGCAGCCAAAUAUCCUUGACAUGAUGAAAGGUAACUCGCUUCACGGCCUGGCUCCGAAGGGCCCUGGUCUCUAUGGCAACGCGGCCAGUCCGCAGGGUUUCAUGUCGCUGUCGACCGGACGCCAUAAGAACCUGCUCAACAACGCUACCCCAUUUGCCGGGCAACCCAAGGGCCCGCCCCUCCCCACCAGCCCGGACAACCAUAAGCCCGCCCCACAGCUGCCCGCCAUCGCUAACGCCACGGCCUCCAAGCCCCGAGCCCUAUGGAAGAAGAGCGUAGAAACCCUGAAGACCCAGCCGGUGCCCCCCACCCCGGGGGCCCAGAGUCCUGGCGGGGGCGGAGGGGGCUCAGUUGCGUCUGGCCAGGGGGUGCCGCCACAACAGCCAACACAGAUGAAGAGCCAGCGGUACCUGCCUGAGGAGCCCCCGCACUCGGACAUAUCGGAGUGCUCCAGCCGGCCCCCCUCUCACAAGGACUCAGACUCCAUGGCAACCAGGGGAGGGUUCAAGCCUGUCAAUCAGCUGAGGAAGAGAGGAGGAGGAGGGGGAAGUGGUGGAGGAGGAAAGAUCUACUCCAUAGACUCAGACCAGGCCAGCCUUCAGUCGGCACUGCCCUACCACCGUGAGAGCCAGGGGGGCAGCGAGGAGCACCCGUACCCUCCUGACCUGUUCCCCACUGAUAGCUCAACGUACGCCCACUCUCCCCAGAUGGAUGUGCCCAUCCUGCAGCUGAGUGCCAGUCUGCUCCACCACAGCCACAGCGCCGAGGCUGACCUGCACUCACUCAAAGACAAGAAGUACAGCACUUACAGCACCCACAGCAGUGUGAAGGACAAAAGCAUUGGAUCUUUCGAUGGAGGAGGCACAGGCACACAGGCCGUACGGCCGGGUCACUGUCGUUCCUGUCUGGCCAAACUGAGCAGUUACUCUGGCCUGUACACUGUGCGCUCCCCCCAGGCACGCUGUGAUGCCUGCGCUCACCUGGGUAAUCUGUACGACAUCAGCGAGGACCACCUGCACUCCCACUACAGCCACCAGGCCCACCCCGGGGACAUGUUCACCCACUACCUGCCCCAGGCCGAACUGGGCCUGGUGGGCGAGGGGGACGGGCUGGUCAGUCACUUUGAGCCGUCUCCACCCUCUCCAUCUGCACAGCAGCUGCAGCUGAGCCGGCAGCACUCGUACGAGAACGUGCUUCCAGAUGGUAUCCCAGAGCGCCAGGGCCUCCUCAGGGGGCUGGGGCUGUCUGACAGAGACGGGCUGGGCCUGGACGAGGGAGCCUAUGCCAAUGUGCUCACCAUGCGCUCAGACCGGCCUUACAGCAGCCGCAGCCCCCCCUCACCCUCACCUUCUCACCACCACAGCCUAGACGCUCCCAUGCCCCUGCCCCGACGCUCCAAAAGCCUCUUUCCUGACAGGCCCUCUCAGAACCCUUUCACCCAAUCAGCUCCUGGCACCGCACAGAGGGAGCCUGCCACCCAGCCUGUGACCCGCCUACCGCAGAGAAGCUCAGCCCAUGAGCUGUACAAGCAGCGCAUGCCACUGUCACUCACUCUGGGAAACCAUGGCAACCACCAUAUGAACCAGUUGAGUGGACUGGAGCAGCAGGCCUUCUACCCCGCACAAGAGCCCCCAGUGGUGGCCUACAUGGUGGCUCCUGCCGCCUCUCAGCCCAUCAGCUAUGUGACAGCACCACGGGCCUCCAGCGCUGGGGGCAACAGGCCACGCCUCUACCGCCGCAUGCCCAGUAUUGAGUCUGAUGUGUGA